This is a messenger RNA of Python bivittatus (Burmese python), 2861 nucleotides long. The record is from RefSeq and is a predicted model, not a curated record. Lineage: Eukaryota; Metazoa; Chordata; Lepidosauria; Squamata; Pythonidae.
CUUGGGGAAUACAGCUGGGUUCUUAUGGGAAAUCCUCACACGAAUAAUGUUGUUUCGUGCCAUCAUAGCAAUUCUGAUAAACUUCAGACAAAAUUCUAAAUAUCUUGGGAAUUUCAGUGGAAAAGCAUCUGAUACAUUUUACGAAUGUCUGUCCCUACCCUUUCACUUGUAUUUGUUUCUUAAAAGUUGCCACAGGACAUAUUCCAAUGCCAGAAAAGCAGCUUAUUUAUUUAUUUAUGAACGGUAUAAAAAUAGUUUCUCUUUUUACACCAGUGUCCGUUCUGUCUGUUGCAUCACAGCAGUGCAUGGUUCGAGGCUAGUGCUUGCAACCAGACACCCACUGAAAUUGUAAUCUCUUUAGUAACCUGUCCGUUACAAGAUGUUUGUCUUCACAUUGUAGCUGUACUCACGUACACAGCCAGUCACGUGUAGCAGCUGACCAUGGAAAUAGAUUUUUCUCCACAUCACCUGAAACUUUGCUCUGACUCUAAUGGCAAAAUCGGUAUAUGGAUGCACUGAGUAAAAACCGUAGCUGUGUCUCCUAUGGAUCCAAUGCUCUGACUGAGGGACUGGAGCACCUCCGAGGCUUAAUCUUGGAAGAUGGUCGUAAUGGCACAAUCCAGUGCCCUCACAAUCAGUGCUGUUUUGGCAUCUGGAACCUGAACCAAGGACAACUUCAAGCCAAGGUGCAAGGUUGCUGGAUUAGUGAAAAGGAAGCCUGUGAUUCUUCAGCUUGUGAGUUUCGCUCUUCCACGGCCAUCACCUUGUCCUGUAGGUGCCGCUCUGACCUGUGUAACGCUAACAUCAGCUAUGCUGAGCCUGGGAAGCGACAGGCUGAGUCCUUGCCUAGUCCCAGCAGGAUCAUCUGGAUCACUGUAACCUGCCUACUGAUCCUUUUAUGUUGUCUGGCCUUUCUAGUUCUAAGGUAUUGGAAAGUUCAUGCAGUGCUACUAGGACCAAAAGAAACUGGAGAACUCAACAAGGUAACUACAGGCUCGGAACUAAAGGAUGAGAAAAAACUGCCCAGGCAAGAGCUUCCAGACCUCCGAUUCCUUCAGCUUCUCCAUGAUGGGCAGUUUUCCAAGCUGUGGCAAGGAACAUUCUGCCAGCAGCCUGUGGCCAUCAAGGCUUUUCCCCCUUUGUGCCACCAACAAUUUGCAUCUGAGUGGGCCAUGCACAGCCUCCCAUUGAUGAACCACGAAAAUGUGGUACGACUUGUGGCUGCUGGAUAUGGGGGGCCAAGCGAAGAACGGUGUGGCCUCCUGGUACUGACACUGUACCCAUUGGGAUCCCUGCGGAACUUCCUCAGCCAGCAUGUUUGUUCCUGGGAUAUCAGCAUCCAGCUCGGAUCAUCCCUUGCCAGAGGCCUUGCUUUCUUACAUGAGGAACUAUGGAAGGAAGGCCUGCAUAAACCUGGGGUGGCGCAUCGUGACCUGAGCAGCCAGAAUGUGCUGGUGCGGGAAGACAGGACCUGCGUCAUAACUGAUUUUGGCCUUGCCAUGACACUCCCUCUGCAGCAUGAGCAGUCGAGAAAAGGUCCUGCAGAAGGCAUUGUCCACAAGGCAGGAGCCCCACGUUACAUAGCUCCCGAAAUUCUGGAUGAGAACUUGAACCUGCAAGAUUUGGGCUCUGCACUGAGGCAGGCUGAUGUCUACUCCCUGGCACUGGUACUGUGGGAGACCCUGAUGAGAUGCUCUGCACUUUUCCCAGAGGACAGUAUUCCUGCAUUCCAGCUUGCCUAUGAAGCAGAAUUAGGCAGCAGUCCUACGUACAGUGAACUACGAAGGUUGGCUGUUGAGGAAAGGCAAAGACCAAUUGUCCCACCAGCUUGGAGAAGAUUUGGGCAAGUAGCUAUUUACUUGCAAGAACUCCUAGAAGACUGUUGGGACCCUGAACCAGAGGCUCGUCUGCAGGCUGAGUGUGCCCUGCAAAGACUGCAAAGGCUGGGUACUGAGGAUCUGGUGAAAGAGUACUGAGGUCAAAGCAUUUUAGGCUUUCCACUCAGAUUUGCUUGGACAUCUUUGCUUAGAAGAGCUUUUAUUUUUGGCUGAGAACAGCAGGAAGCCUUUAAGAAAUGCCAUCCAGGCCCAUCUUCUCAAUAGGACCCUACUGGGACAUUGUCAGUGUGGAUGGAUGUAUUUUUUAUAAGUGCUGUCCACUAAAUCAACUUGAAUUGCAUUUGUUAAUUACUGUUUACUUGGGUCCCAUCCUGUACCAAUCUUUUGCCCUGGGAUUUUUCAUCAUUCCAGUCUCUCUAUAUAGCACAAUAUAUUUCUGGAACCUUAAACACCUUUUCUUGGGAAUAAUUCCCAGUGAACCCAAUGGGAUAUUUCUGAAUGGAUACUAUAUGCAUAGUUGAUAGCAUGCAUAGUUGCCCAGAUACAGAAAUAAGUUUUAGAUGAAGAAUUUGGAUUCCUAAGAAAGUCUCUUGACCAGACUUGCUGAGAAUUAUGGAGGUGCAACCCAGCGCAACUAAAGGACAUAAGAUUGGAAAAGAUUGUUUUGCUCUCUUCCACUGGAAACAAUUCAUUCUUCUGCCUGCAUCCAACUCAAUACCUCGACACCCUCCUUUUUUGCAAUAAUCCUUUUCAAGACAUUUGUUCAAGAUUGUUUAGGGAUAGUCAUUUAUUUGACGUAUCCUUGGUCUGAUGGGCUGCCUAGUCUAUGUUUGUUUUAAAGGGAGAGAACCUUAAGAAGGGAAGGUGGAAGAGGUCUUCAAGCAGACCAUCCAGAGGGAGACCUGGACUAUAGACUGAGUGCAAACGCAAGUCACCUGGGUCACAGUCUUCCCCAAGGUGAUGAGGUCUCUUAUAUUUGAAUUAUAAAUAUUUUUUCUUAGUUUUCAUUUUUAAAGAAGCACA